AGCCUGACUGCCCAGCAAGCCGUGAACAUGUUCCGGCUCCUCAGCCACACCAAGCGCUGCUUGCAGGCGCAGCGGGUGCUGCAGCGGCCGCUCCGGCCAGUCCAGCUUCCGGUGAUGGUGCAGCAGAGCAGUUUCUGCUCAGCUUCGGUGCAGCCCCAAGCACAGACGGCCUCCUUGUGGCCCAAGGAUGUGGGCAUCCUUGCUCUGGAGGUAUAUUUCCCUUCCCAGUACGUGGACCAGGUUGAGCUGGAGAAAUACGAUGGGGUGGAGGCAGGAAAAUACACGGUGGGGCUCGGCCAGAAGCAGAUGGGCUUCUGCGCAGCCCACGAGGACAUCAACUCCUUGUGCCUGACCGUCGUGCAGCGGCUGGUGGAGCGGAGCCAGCUCUCCUGGGGCUCCAUUGGCCGGCUGGAGGUUGGCACAGAGACGAUCAUUGACAAGUCGAAGGCUGUCAAGACGGUGCUGAUGCAGCUCUUUGAAGACUCGGGGAACACGGACGUGGAGGGCAUCGACACCACCAACGCCUGCUACGGGGGCACCGCCUCCCUCUUCAACGCCGCCGACUGGGUGGAGUCCAGCUCCUGGGACGGACGCUACGCCGUGGUGGUUUGUGGCGACAUCGCGGUCUACGCCACCGGGAAUGCGAGGCCAACGGGUGGAGCAGGAGCUGUCGCUAUGCUGGUUGGACCCGAUGCCCCCCUGGCUUUGGAGAGAGGUCUCCGAGGGACACACAUGGAGCACGUGUAUGACUUCUACAAGCCGGACUUGGCCUCGGAGUACCCUGUGGUGGACGGGCAGCUCUCCAUCCAGUGCUACUUCCGAGCCCUGGACCGCUGCUAUGCCACCUACCGCAAGAAGAUCGAGAGCCAGUGGCAGAAAGCUGGGGUAAGCAGGCCCUGCAGCCUGCAGGACUUCCAGUUCAUGAUCUUCCACACGCCCUUCUGCAAGCUGGUCCAGAAGUCGCUGGCCCGCAUGCUGCUCAACGACUUCCUCGCCUCUCCCCAGCGCGACACCGAGAGCGGACUCUACGAAGGCCUGCAGGGCUUCAGUGAUGUGAAGCUGGAGGAAACCUACGCCAGCAAGGAGGUGGACAAGGCUUUCCAGAAGGCCAGCCAGGAGCUGUUCCGGCAGAAGACGCAGCCCUCCCUUUUCCUGUCUGCCCGCAACGGCAACAUGUACACGCCAUCCGUGUACGGCUGCCUCGCAUCCCUCCUGGCACAGCAUUCUGCCCAGCAGCUGGCCGGCUCCAGAAUCGGGGUGUUCUCCUAUGGCUCGGGGCUGGCGGCCAGCAUGUUCUCCCUGAAGGUGUCCCAAAAUUCCGCCCCAGGCUCUCCUCUGGAAAAACUCGUCUCAAGCCUUUCCGACCUGGGGGCCCGGCUGGACUCGCGGAAGCGUGUUCCCCCCGAGGAGUUUGCGGAGAUCAUGCAAGUCAGAGAGGACACGCACCACCUGGUGAACCAUACGCCGCACGGGGCCAAGGAGGACCUCUUCCCGGGAACCUGGUACAUAGAGCAAGUGGACGAGAAGAGCCGCAGGAAGUACACGCGGCGGCCCCUCUAGGAGAGAGCGGAGCUGCUACCCACCGGCCACUCCCGCUUUUGCCACUUUUCUAAUGCGAUAUUAUAUCCAAAAUUUUGUUGCAUGACUGUUUCUGCCCAUGUUUGCUCACGAGGAACUCUCCCAUCCCUGCCUUUGCCCCCAGGGCUUGUGCAACCUGUGGAUUUGCGUGCAGUGCACCCGCGGCUGCCGCCUCCCACGUCCGCUUUGCUGGAAACAUCGGCUGCUUCUCUGAGCACUUCUGUACACUUUGCUGGGUUGGGAAAGUUUGUUUGAGCACAACACGUAUUUUGACACCAA
This is a messenger RNA of Varanus komodoensis (Komodo dragon), 1857 nucleotides long. RefSeq names its product 3-hydroxy-3-methylglutaryl-CoA synthase 2 (gene HMGCS2). Lineage: Eukaryota; Metazoa; Chordata; Lepidosauria; Squamata; Varanidae. Bases 28 to 1560 code for a protein of 510 amino acids. Gene Ontology annotation, cellular component: mitochondrion. The transcript is spliced from 10 exons. Gene Ontology annotation, molecular function: hydroxymethylglutaryl-CoA synthase activity. The record is from RefSeq and is a predicted model, not a curated record. Gene Ontology annotation, biological process: acetyl-CoA metabolic process.